This is a messenger RNA of Phycomyces blakesleeanus NRRL 1555(-), 1089 nucleotides long. RefSeq lists its product as hypothetical. The coding region runs from base 1 to 1089 and encodes 362 amino acids. The record is from RefSeq and is a predicted model, not a curated record. The transcript is spliced from 5 exons. NCBI's taxonomy places the organism in Eukaryota, Fungi, Mucoromycota, Mucoromycetes, Mucorales, Phycomycetaceae.
AUGCGAUAUUGCUGCGGAUUUCAUAAUAAGUCUACUCGUAGAACAUUUCUCCAAAGAUUUUUUGCUGUUGCUAUUGUGCUGGCCAUCUUGCUAACAGUAAUAAUCAUUAGAACGUCAACUUUGAUCAGCUACCGAGAUCCAAACAUCCGUGGCGAGUCACUUUAUGUGGCCGCUUCUGUAAUGGAUGUCAAUUUUAACGAAAAAUCCUACAAAGUUCAUUUCCUCAUUCAACCAAAUGGAACCCUAGCAAACGCCUAUGGUCAAUUAAGUCAACCUAUCAUUGUAUCUUUUCCUUCAGGUGGAAGUCAUCGAUUCGAAGCAGGAGACACGGUUGAUCCGAUUAGAGUGGAAUUCAGCUAUGAUUUUGGUACUGAAAUGGACUACCCAUUCGAUCAAUACUCAGGCUACUUUGAGCUGUAUGCCUCUUACGCAAACGACACCAUACAGGGAAUUCCAAUCACCUUUCACCUUGAAGCAAGCCUUUCUUCGUUUAGUUUUACGCCAACUCUUGAAUCACUGCCAAACGAGCCGGAUAGAGUCGGUCUUAAGAUUGUCACUGGUCGAUCGACGACUACCCUUGGAUUCAGCAUAUUUGUCUGUACGCUGAUGUGGGCCCUUACACUAAUCAUGAGUUUAUUUGGGUACCAGGUUGCAGUAAAAAAAAGAAGAGUAGAUGCUCACGCGUGCAUGAUUGGGAUAACUAUGCUGUUUGCUCUUCCUGCCCUGAGAUCUGCCCAACCUGGUAUUCCUGAAGUAGGCUGUACAUCAGAUGUCCUUGGUUUUUAUUGGAAUAUGGCUAUUAUAGCGUCAGCCAGUAUUACAGUGAUCGUGUGCUGGGUCGCACGUUGGAACGAGACAUAUGACAUACAUGAACAGUCGCAUAGCCAUGCCAAUCCUACAGAAUUGCCUAAGCAAGGGAGUGCGCAGCAUAUUGAGCAUGUUGUCUGCAUGCCUGAUGCCGAUGACUACCCUAGCGAAAUGGACUUGUCAAGAUCCUCUACAUGCAAUAUUGGGACAGGUGCUAUGGAACAGAGGACAAAAAUUGAUAUGUGUACUUCUUCGUCAUCUUCAUACUUACCACGGAAAUAA